Molecule: messenger RNA, 3208 nt
Organism: Vanessa tameamea
Lineage: Eukaryota; Metazoa; Arthropoda; Insecta; Lepidoptera; Nymphalidae
Product: two pore channel protein 1-like
Exons: 17
Coding region: 52-2481 (809 amino acids)
Biological process (GO): monoatomic ion transport; transmembrane transport
Cellular component (GO): lysosomal membrane; endosome membrane
Molecular function (GO): monoatomic ion channel activity; voltage-gated channel activity
Source: RefSeq, a predicted model, not a curated record
ACUGUCAUUCAAAAGUCAAAUUAAAUUAUUUAAAAAAAUCAGUAAUCGGAAAUGGCUUCUUUGAGGAGCCCGUCUUCUCCGACCGAUGGUUAUAAAAGGUUCAGUGAUGAUUUUGCAAACACCAGCAUCAACAAUUACGGCUCCAACGUCACAAAUAACCGCACAGACACAGAUGGCGGAGGAGACGCAACUUUGGAUAUGGGCAGUCGCUCAUCCCUCCACACCGGCUUGCAAAUGUCGGAGGACGAGCAUUGGGAGAUGAAUUAUCAUGAAGCAGCUAUUUAUUUAGAGGAAGGAUUAAAUAAUGAAAAAUUCGACUCUCAUCCUUCGAGUCCAGAGGAACUACCAGCUUAUCUCCGAGUUCAUAACCCGUGGUAUCACGGGCUGGACUUGUUAGCUUCACUGGUUUUAAUUCUUCUGGCGUUUACUGAAGAUCCAGCUGUUCCCGCUUUCGAGCUUCCAGUUUGGGCACAUGGUACGAUAGAACUGCUCGCGUUAUCUGUGAUUGGUAUAGAAUUACAUCUUAAAUUAAAAUGGAUAGGAUGGGGGACGAUUUUUAAACAUAAGAGAACAAUGCUGAAGGGAAUAACACUCCUAAUAAUGGUUCUAGAAGCAGUAGUAGUGCUCUGUAGACAGUCAUCUCACUUCAGAGUAACAAGAGCGCUUCGACCCAUCUUUUUGGUGGAUACUCGGCAUUGUGGGGGAGUCAGACGAUUUAUAAGGCAGAUCCUGCAAUCUUUACCACCUAUUAUUGAUAUGUUAGGUCUUCUAAUGUUUUUCGUAGCUACGUAUUCCCUUUUGGGAUAUUAUCUGUUCACUGAGCACGUGGAUAAUGGACAUUUUCAAACGAUUAGUGACUCUUUUGUUAGCAUGUUCGUUCUGCUUACAACGGCCAAUUUCCCAGAUGUCAUGAUGCCGUCAUACGCCAAAUCGAAGUGGUACGCCUUGUUCUUCAUCCUCUACAUCAUAACCGUACUUUACGUUCUCAUGAAUUUGAUGCUGGCCGUGGUUUACGAGACGUUCACCCGCAUCGAGCGCGACAAGUGCCGCGCGCUGCUGCUGCACCGGCGCGGCGCGGCGCGCAGGGCCUUCCGCCUGCUCGUGUCGCGCCGCGCGCCGCGCGCCGUGCGCCUGCGGCACUUCGCCGGCCUGCUGCGACACUACGCGCCGCACUACGGCGGCCUGGACGUGUACCUGAUGUUCAAGCAGCUGAGCCGCUCGGGCGGCGGCGGGCUGUCCCGCGCGGAGUUCGCCAACGUGUACGAGGUGUUCGCGCUGCGCUGGGCGGCGCAGGCGGCGCGCGCGCCGUGGUACAGCGCGUCGCCGCUCGAGCCGCUCGGCCGCGCCGCCGCCGUCGCCGUGCGCUGGCGGUACUUCGAGCACCUCGUGUAUGCAAUUAUUAUCGGCAAUGGUGUAUCGAUGAUCCUUCGAGUUUUCGAGGCGGCCGGCGACCUGCAGGACAGCGCUAGGCUGCUCUGCGCGUCUUGGGACACUUGGCUAUUCCUUAUAUUGUUCCUCCUGGAGGCAGCUUUGCGUAUAAUGGCAUCGGGUCUGUCCGCGUACCUGGAGAGCGGCUGGAACGUGUUCGACCUGAGCGUCACGCUGCUGGCGCUGCUCGGAGCCGUAAUGCUCACGAUAGCGCCGAAACUCUUCAUUGUGGUCAUGUUCAGACCACUCAGGCUAAUGCGUUUGUAUAAGCUGAAAAAGCGCUACCGCGAUGUUUUUGGGACUCUGGUGUUGCUAUCUCCUCUCAUGUCCUCGGCGGGCUGUGUGAUGCUGGUAAUGUACUACUUCUUCGCCAUUAUUGGGAUGGAACUGUUUGCUGGUUACGACUUGAGAAACUGUUGCAUUAACACAACCGUGGAAGACUUCUACAAGUACUCGGAGAACAGCUCGACCCCUCUCGGCUACUACUAUCUCAACAACUUCGAGAAUAUUCUCACGAGCGGCGUGUCGCUAUUUGAGCUGACCGUCGUCAACAACUGGUUCAUACUCAUGAACGCUUACGCUACCGUUGCGGGACAGUUCAGCAGGAUAUAUUUUAUGGUUUUCUACCUAUUCACCAUGGUGGUGCUGACUAUUGUUGUAGCGAGCGUGCUCGAAGCGUUCCGGUUCAGGAUACAGUACAAACGCAGUACAACGAAGAGAGAUGAGGAGAAACUGCUGCAUGAAGAGGUGCAUACGAGCUGGGAAGAGGCGCAGAGGUUAGGAGCCAGCGGGGAUUUGGCAGAAGAACUGCGCGCGCACUUACCUCCUGGGAUGCAAGUGACUUUCAUAGGUACGAGGCCUCGUACCAAAGAGGUGUUACAGAGAAGGAUGUAUCAGGCGGAUAUACAAAAGUGGCUUGCCGAAGAGGAUGACAGCGAAGAUGCUCCUCCAUCAACCACGGUGACGUCCAGCGAGGACCCCCUCUCCCCACCAAUUAUCCAGCAACCGGAUUCAGAAAACAACCACCAGAUAAGAACCGGUUACCAAUUGUAGAAUUUAAUACUCCGCGUCCUCCACGACAGACUUUUAUUUAUAUGGGACGUAAUAAAUAACUUAUGAAGUGAAAUUAAGUGACCUCGGAAGUGCCGUUGACGGAUUUAUGCUAUAAAAUACAGUAGAUAGCUAAUAUUAUCAUUUGCAACACGCUAUAUAAAUAUAUAUUAAACAAUAAUAAUUAUAAUAAUAUAAUGCAACGGUUAGAUCUGAGUUGGAAGCUUCAUAACAAAGACCGUAGAUAUCGCUGCUGCAUAGGUUUCAUCAUAAAUAUUUUUUGUUAGAUUUUAAUAACAACGCCGCCAUUAAAAUAAUUUAAUUUAUUAAAACAUUCUAAUUCGGUAAUAUUUUAUAGAAUAAAAUAGAACAUCAAUGAUCUUCAAUUCCAUAGACAAUAGAUAAAUUUCACUAGACUUUUGAUGAUAUAGUUAAUAUUUAAACAUUUAAAAACGUCGAAGAUAUGACGUUGGUUGGUUGUUUGGUUUUUUCAUGGUUGCUGACUGCCUAUGAAAUUGUUCAUUUCAUAAGUUAAAGAAACGCAAAGUAGAUGAGAUAGGGUAUCUAUCUCUGUUACUAACAGUCCCUUCAACAAAUAAUCGUAACUCGAACAUUCGUGUUACGAUUGGAGAUACAUGUGUUACCAAGUUUAACAGACCGCUGUAUAGGCCACUUUUACACUUGCAAUAAUGUGAAAUAGUCAAAACCAAGUCUUCACAGGUAACCAGUG